CGCUGAUCCGUGGCUAAUGACAACAGCUAACGUCAAAUCACUCUGUUUUCUUUAAAGAAGGAAAUGGGCGUACUUAACCAUUUGUCCGCUGCAUUAUUUUCCUAAAUCAAUGACUUUGCUGUAUUGGGGAUAUUUAUCCAGAACAUCAACUGUCGCGCUUUACCUGUGACACCGAGCUCCUGAGCUAACUAGCUUAGCUUCAGUUGAUGCUGAAGGAAUGAACUCUCUGGUCGGAUACGGGGUGUCCUCUGAUUCUGAGAGCGACGGAGGUGUGGAGGAUGGAAACGACGCUGCAGCAGGCUCUGCUGAGCAGGUGGGAAAAGAGGCAGCAGCUGUCAAAAAGACCCGCAACUUUCUGCUGGAGUCUGGUUCAGCUUCCAGCGAGUCAGGAAGUGAAUCUGAACCAGAAGACGAGGACCGAGAGUUCUCAUCAUCAUCAUCAUCACCAGCACCACAUCCCCAAGCAUCAGCAUCUUCUGCAGCCUGCCAGCCCACUCUGCCUACUGCCUCCUUAAGUUGUUUAACCUCUAACAAACUGCCCUCUCCUCCUCUGAAUGCCUGCUCUGACAGCAGCGUGUUCGCCAAUCCUUUCAAGGCUCAGGCAGACCAGAAACUCAGUGCCCUGCAGAAACAUGUCCCUCUCACAAUGCAGGCCAAACCCUCCCAGAUAGGAGGUAAGCGGAUGUGUGUGUCAUACAGGAAAGACGGAAGGUGCAGGUUUGGGAUCAAAUGUAAGUUUGCUCAUGACAGCGACCUUCAGACUCCAGUGACUCCAGGUGACUGUCAUCCGCCCGCCAGUGAGGAAGCAUCAGAUCAAGCUGUGGGCAGCUCCUGUAGUGGAGGAUCCCAGAAGGAGGCCAAGGAGGAAGAGUCUGAGGGGCAGCAAGUGAAGAAGAGGAGGGUUGGACUGAGUAACACCUUGAUUCCUCCUAAAAGAGCAAUGAAACAGUAUGCUAUGCAGAGGGACAGAGAGCGCAUCAAUAUGUCGUGAUAAAUGUCUUUCUGAAUAGUGACACUGUGUGGGAUGAUCUAUGUUCUCUGAGCAUAUCUGUGUAGAAUUUGUGAACUUUAGAUUUUUAGAAUUUAAGUAAUAACUCACCAACAGUUACACUUGCAGAAGAAGGGAAUUAAACCUCUUAACACACAACAAAUGGCCUACCCCUAUAACAACUAACCUACAGCCACCCCAUUGACACGUGAUGCUUUAAGGGUUUUCCGUUCAAAUUAUCUCAAAACAAUGAAUACACUUCGGUUAAAUGUUAAGACAUUUAUUUACAUCUUAUAAAUCGACAUUUUUUUUUUGUGGUUGCUCUAGCACACAUCCUAUGUGAGAGAUCAGAGAGGUGCUGACACAUUAGAAGGUUUCUACAUAACUUUGCUUAUCAAAUUACAUUACACUGGAAAGGUUAUUAACAAAUCAGUGACUGUGCUUGCUGUUACUUAUGGGUUCACACGUGAUUUGCAUUGUCCAAGGUCACCUUUUGGCUGGUUAAAAUGACCGAGGACUCGUGAGCGUGACACUAUACAGAUUAUUAUUCAGUUAAAGUCUACUAACAGCAAAGUUUAACAAACAGCUGCACAAAUGCCAUUUAAAAUGUGUCUGACACUGCCAAAAUCUGAAAUAUGCACAACAGCUUUUCCUGUCUGUACUUGCUGUCUGUCUAGAUUUGAAAUGUCUCCAUUUUCUUUUUAAGUUUAGAUCAUUUUGUUUAUUCUUCUAACCUUGUCAAAUAAAGAUUUCACAGUACAACUGGA
Molecule: messenger RNA, 1755 nt
Organism: Stegastes partitus (bicolor damselfish)
Lineage: Eukaryota; Metazoa; Chordata; Actinopteri; Pomacentridae
Product: putative protein TPRXL
Exons: 2
Coding region: 218-991 (257 amino acids)
Molecular function (GO): metal ion binding
Source: RefSeq, a predicted model, not a curated record